Messenger RNA from Capsicum annuum, 3000 nucleotides. RefSeq names its product pentatricopeptide repeat-containing protein At2g30780. Lineage: Eukaryota; Viridiplantae; Streptophyta; Magnoliopsida; Solanales; Solanaceae. The transcript has 3 exons. Bases 164 to 1660 code for a protein of 498 amino acids. The record is from RefSeq and is a predicted model, not a curated record. Gene Ontology annotation, molecular function: protein binding; mRNA binding.
GAUCCCCAAUUUACCAUCAACCCUAAUUUCCUCUUCUGUGUUCACGACUGCUUGGCUAUUAUUCUCAGGUCUCAAAAAAACCUUACGUCUCACAAACAGUAAGCAUCGGGUUUGAUUUCAAAAGUUUUGGGGUCUCGUCGCAGUAUAAAUUACACCAUAAAGGAUGAAGAGGGUAUGGAGAAUCCCGGAGGGUUCCCAGAUGGGAGAAGCAAUUCUUGGAAGAUCUUGUGAACAUUAUACAAAACCUCCACCCUCAAUUGCACGAGGAGUAGCAGGCGAGGCACAUUCUUCUCCACCCGCCUGGCCACAGGUAUUUGCUUUGUUUGCGGACAGGUGGAGUCACGCUGAUUCGUUGGUCAAACAGGAUAUGAAAGAAAGGGUUUCACAUUUAAAGGAUGAGUUGCUAACCUACAGUGGUGAUGCUGGAAAGAUAGAGGAAAUAUUAGCGGAUAGAGGGGUUUCGUUGUUUAGGAGGUAUGCAGAUGGUUCUGCUGUUGUUGAGCUAUUAAACCAGCUAAAAUCUUCGCCCCGAUUAGCACUCCAGGCUUUUGACUGGAGAAGAAGAAAACUCGAUUACUGGACUCCCAUGAAAGCUGAGGAGUAUUCCAAAGCUAUUGUUGUGGCUGGAAGGUUAAAGAAUGUCGAUCUUGCAGCCGAACUAUUCAAGGAGGCUUCCAACAAGCAACUUAAGUCGACCUCGUUAUAUAAUGCCCUUAUGAGUGCAUAUAUGUUCAACGGUCUGGCUGUGAAGUGUCAAUCCAUAUUUCGGGACUUGAAGAGGGAAGCAACAUGUACUCCAACUAUUGUCACAUACAACAUACUUAUCUCGGUGUUUGGAAGAUUAAUGCUGACAGAUCACAUGGAGGCAACCUUACGGGAAAUAAAUGAUUUAAAUAUCUGCCCAAAUGUUAGUACGUACAACUCUUUAAUUGCUGGGUAUAUCACAGCGUGGAUGUGGGAUGAUAUGGAGAAAACUUAUAGAAUCAUGAAGGCAGGAAGUAUAAAGCCUGAUCUUGCUACCCAUUUGUUGAUGCUUCGAGGAUAUGCAAAUUAUGGUAAGUUGGAUAAGAUGGAAGAAGUCUAUGAGCUUGCCAAAGGUCAUGUUGAUCAGUAUGGAAUCCCAUUAAUUCGAUCGAUGAUAUGUGCUUACAGUAAAAGUUCUGACGUAAAUAAAGUUCAAAAGAUUGAGGAAUUGAUGAGGUUGAUUCCUAAAGAUGAUUACAGGCCUUGGCUGAAUGUCAUUUUGAUACGUUUGUAUGCAAAGGAGGAUUUAUUAGACGAGAUGGAAAAUUCGAUAAAUGAGGCAUUUGAGCGUAACACAUCUGUCACUAGAGUUGGUGUUAUGCGUUGCAUCAUUUCAAGUUACUUCCGAAACAACUCAGUGGACAAACUUGCUAAUUUUGUUAGCCGUGCAGAAUGUGCUGGUUGGAAAAUAUGCAGGUCCCUUUACCACUGCAAGAUGGUUAUGUAUGCAUCACAAAGGCGACUCAUUGAAAUGGAGAGAGUUCUUAACGAGAUGGAUAACGUAAAUUUGGACAUCUCAAAGAAAACGUUUUGGAUAUUACUUAAAGCCUACACAACUUGUGGGGAAAAGGAUAAACUUCAUCAAGUCUUGGGUAUGAUGUGCAAGCAUGGAUAUGGAAUUCCUAUGAAUGGAUGAAGGUGGUUGUUCAAAUUUUGAUUUCGUUUCAUCAUCGUUCUAUGACGGCUAACCAAUUACGAUGUCUACCAAUGGCGUUUGCUGGUUCGUUAUGUGAUACCAUCUGCAUUUUCCUCCAUAUUUAUCCUUGUACUAUUUAUUAAAUUGUAUAGUCGGAUCUUCUCAGGUGGAAAUAGCAAUGAGGGCUGACGGGAAGCCUGAGAUGUCUGCUGAGGAGGUGGAAAUUCAUAUUUAUUCUUUCUCUAAAAAAAGAUAGAAGAAUCCACCACUUAGCGCUUCAGAGGAAUUUUUUUCCAAUAUUUCUCUUUUUUGUUCCGCUUUUCGCAGGUGUUGGACUUUGUAUCCCGCUAUUUGCCAGCAUACAAGGCUUACCUUCCUACACUACUCAGAAGGACCUAGUGGCUCGGAUCCGGAGCAUGUUCUUCUCAUUGAUAUUGAUGAAGGGAGAAAUCCCAUACUCAGGUUGGUAAGAUAAUUCUGCAGUUACGGAGUUAACUUUGAUCCUUAGAUUAUUAUGCAAAGAUUGGGGACCCUUGCAAGCAUCAUUUUCUGCUGAGGAUCUCUUCAAUUGUACAUUCAAAUGCAUUAUUGUAAAUUAAGCCAUAUGUGAAGGUAAAAUAUUUGAACAAAAAUUUUGGCUCCAGUUACUUUGUUAAAUUUAGACCCUCACAAGCAUAUUCUUUCCCCCUGAGCGUGUCCUCAGUUGUAUGUUCAAGUUUAAUACUGCAAAUCAAGCCAUAUGUAAAGGUGAAAAUGUUGAUUAUUUUUGUUGUUUAAUUAACUUUCUUUUGACUGUUAAUAACUUAUAUUUGGUGCAAUGUCCAAAAUGGAACUGUAUUUGCUGUAUCUUUUAGCUUUUUUGUUCUAGCUAUUUGUCUACUUUUUAAUAACAUGAGAGCAGCUUUUGUGAGUUUGGUAUGAGAGAGCUCAUGUUCCACGGAAAACAUUCUUCAUCAAAAUGGAGAAAACGUCUUCCCUCACUUAUGAGCAUUAAAGCCAUUAUUAUUCUUGCAAUUUGUUGACGAUCCAGUUACUACUUAAGACAUUAUUGAGCUUUUAAACCGCACAAAGCGUUGAUAAGUAAGAAGAUUUACAGUGGAGAAUAACAAACAGGGAAGCAAGGAAUUCAUUACAUAACAAGUUUAUUCAACUUCACAGUUUGAAAUAUACAGUGGGAGGUAACAGAAGAAACAAAAGAGUAGAAAAACAGGGGAACAAAUCCAAUUUCAGCUUUGCUGCUAACAUAGAGCAACAUACAUAGGGUUGGCUUGGCAUGUCUAGGAGGGACAUCAACAGCAGCAGAGCAUGUCCAGACAGCAUUCGCAGGCCUCGAAGCAACA